UGACAGUGAUCUAAAAAUAAGGUCGACAGCGUCGCGCCGCUGCGUGCGCGCUCUCUUCAGUCGAGGACCAACCGUCGCGAGCUACAGUCGAACGAAACAUAAAACAGCAGCCAUGGUGUACGAGAGUGACUUCUAUACGACCCGCCGCCCCUACAGGCCCAGCACCAGCUACAGCACCGUGUCGCCACUAUCGUCAGUGUACUACCUGUCGUCCUACCUACCCUACUAUCACGAGCCGUACAUAACGUACAUACCCAAGCUCUCACAGGCUGAGCUGAUAUACAGGCCGACUGCUCGCACUGUUACUCGACUCGUCACGUACCCGGAGGCGCCCCACCAUGUAGUGCGAGUGCGCGUGCGACCCUCAGUAGUCCUGCGUGAAUUGGACCGCAUCGCGUACCGCCGCCGCCCCGAAUAUUCCAUCUCAGCUGUCGAUGAUUUCUUCCGUUCCGAAUCUACCAAGGCUUUCGAAGAUGAGACCAGCCGCAUUCGCGCCGACACAGCUGCACUUCUGACGCGCGCGCGUUCCGUUGUGCCCCGCGCUAAAACCGUAGCGCCCCUCGAUACGAUUUAUUCAUAUUCGUACGGGGAACCAGUACCGUAUCGUUUCAGCAAUGAGGCUUACCUCGCUAAGCUCAUCGUGCCCCUGCGCAGCGUGGCCGACCACAUCCGCAACAUCUCUUACUACAAUGAACCCGCCAAGAAGUUCACUGGACGCGGUCACCUCGCAUGCGUGCACUACUCCGGUAACAAGGCCUUCUCCAGCCGUAGGCCUCUCUACAAGGAGCUUAGCAUCAGGGACGACGUGAACCUCCUCUCUUUCUAUGCCAAGAACAGGCUCGCGGCCGCCGGUCUGGCCAUCGAAGGCGCCACAGUCAAGCUGCUCCCAUGGAGGCCGAGCCGCAAGUUCCAGGUCCCGCAGAUGAUGGAAGACCCUGCCCUUGAGCUGAAGGCAGCUAAGGCCGAGCGUGAAGCCAGAUUCCGUGCCUCUACUGUUGAGCCUGUCAUGACUCCCGCUGCCGAUCUGGCAGAGAUCAAAAGGAAGAGGCAGGAGGAAGCUCGCGCUGCCGAAGAAAAGGCCUUGAAGGAAGAAGCGAAACGCGAAGCUGAGCGUAAGGCAGCAGCCGAACGCGAAGCGGCAGAAAAGAAGAGGGCAGAAGAAGAAGCCCGUAAAGCCGAAGAAGCUAAACGCAAGGCCGAAGAAGACGCUAGGAAAGCCGAGGAAGAAGCCCGCAAGGCUGAAGAGGCUCGCCUAGCCGAGGAGGCCCGUUUGGCUGAGGAAGCAAAACUCGCGGAGGAAGCUCGUCUAGCUGAGGAAGCAAGACUCGCGGAAGAAGCAAGACUGGCGGAAGAAGCCAAGAAAGCAGAAGAAGCACGUCUAGCAGAAGAGGCGAGACUCGCAGAAGAAGCCCGUUUGGCUGAGGAAGCGAAGUUAGCCGAGGAAGAGGCCAGGCUCGAGGAGGAGAGGCAGGCAGAACAGAGGAGACAAGAGGAACUCGCCAGGCUAGAGGAGUUGGAGAAACAAGCACAAGAAGAACGCGAGGCCGAACUUGCACGACAGGCUGCUGAAUUAGCCGAGAUUGCGAGACAAGAGUCUGAACUUGCGGCCGCCCGCCUGGAGGAGCUCUCACAAAGUGGAUCUGCCGCUGAUAUUCCUGAAGCUGAUGCCUCGGAACCCGCUGCAGAUGAGCCACAGCCCAUUGUAGAAGAACCAGAAUCCCCUGAAGUCGUGCCUGAAACCCCCGCCGAGCCCGAGGCCGAGGCCGAGCAGGCCGGUGACGUCAGCGAAGACGAGAAAGCGGAGCCUGACCUAACCGACGAAGAAUAAACACCCAUAGCAACUUAUAAAUAUUUUUAUAUAUAAGCAUUUUCUGUUAUUUAAUGUAUUUUCAUGCUAAACAUUAUUCAUGCGCAUUUUUUCAUAGAGUAGACAUGAAUAACGUGAUAGCAAUGAGGUGGUCAUCCUUCUACCACUCUUUCUUUUGCGUAAUCAAAUUAUGCAACAAUGAAAGUCAACCUUCCUUCUUGUAUAUGUAUGUUUAGGAAAUCUACCACCGUUAACCAAGUGAAUUUUAACUAAAACUUAAAUGUUAAUAGUUUAAGUGUUUUAAUGAUGUUAUAUUUUGUUAAAUUUUAACAAUAAAAGACAUAUUAACA
Messenger RNA from Helicoverpa armigera (cotton bollworm), 2157 nucleotides. RefSeq lists its product as uncharacterized. The coding region runs from base 113 to 1828 and encodes 571 amino acids. Lineage: Eukaryota; Metazoa; Arthropoda; Insecta; Lepidoptera; Noctuidae. The transcript is spliced from 11 exons. The record is from RefSeq and is a predicted model, not a curated record.